Penicillium brasilianum is the source of this 1708-nucleotide messenger RNA. Lineage: Eukaryota; Fungi; Ascomycota; Eurotiomycetes; Eurotiales; Aspergillaceae. The record is from the annotation of a GenBank genome assembly.
AUCAAUUGGUCCCAAAAUCCCAUCUCAUCAUUCUAUCUCCAGCCCACACACGAGACUAUGGAAACUACCCCUGCUCCGGAACCGGUUUCCACUGCAAAGAAGUAUCCCAUUCCACCGGAGACGCCAAAGGAGAAUCUCGAUAAGACUCCUUAUAACCCCCGCAAAAUCCCCGAGUGGAAACUUCGCAAUGCCUUUUGCCCCGCCAAAGCGCUUCCCAAGUUCCCCUACAGCUACAUUUUCCCCAGGGCGGGCGAGGUGGCUAGGAAAGCUGCAUAUGGUUACUUCGACGGUGGUCGUAUUUGGCUCCAUUCCUGGGAUGUGUACUACCUGCCGAUUCCUGCUCAGAUCAGCGAGCAACGCCUUCUGCUCAUUCCAGCACAACAGGUCAAGUUGUUUCUCGACAUCAUUAACUAUGAACUGGGAUGCGACUUGGGUCUCACAACGAAUGCCCAACACCGUCUCGUGCUAUUCUUCGACGGCGAUGACGGAACCCCCAAGCCCGUAUAUCUGGGCCGAAGCGAUAGCCGUGAAGCCCUAGACGAGCUCGAGCGCAGAAUUCCCCGACCCGAAGACGGUGAUGACGACUGGACAAAGACUUCCGCGCCGGAGGCCUUCGAUGCGUUCCGAAAGAAAUUCCACGAUGGUAUCAUGACCUACAAGAGAAGAAGGACAAAGUCGAGACACCCCGCGAGCCAAUUGGACAUCUCCAUCUCAGAGAUAAGUAAGAAGCACCCGAACCAAAUCAUCCCGACUCGUGGGCUGUAUCAACUCAAGUCUUAUCUUGGGCUUCGACCGCCCAUUAAUGAAGGGGGACACUUUGCCGGUGAUGAGAAGUUCGCUUCGGUGGAAGUAUCUGAGCCUGUGCGAUGGGAAACUCUCGGUAACCCCAUCUUCUUAAGUGUUGAUGUGGAGUGGAAUGAGCGGAACCAGACCCAAGUGACCGAGAUCGGAAUCUCUUCCCUGGAUACCGUGGACAUUCAUGCAAUUCCCCCUGGACUUCACGGAGAGAACUGGGUCAAGUACAUCAAGUCGGCUCAUCUACGCACUGUCGAAUACAAGAACUUUUGCAACACGCAGUUUGUGAUGGGGUGUCCCAGCAUGUUCCUCUUCGGUGAGAGUGAACUCAUUCUUGACAGUCAAAUCGGGACACAUGCUAGAUGGUUCUUUUCCCCACCGUACGAUGGAACCCAGGACCUCGAUCGAGCAGAUCUUCCGGAGCACAAACGAGCAACCCGUACCAUUGUGCUCGUCGGUCAUGAACCAUACACAGAUCUCAAGAUACUUGCAGAGCGAUGCAAAAUCUUUGAGCCUGUGGAGAAUCGUCCCGGGAAGGUUGUUAGCGAGGUGAUGGAUACGAAAAUUCUUUACGCAUGUCUGCGCGAGGAGAAGAAUUUCCGGGGACUGGAGAAUAUGCUGUUUGAACUGGGGUUUCAGCCCAAGUACUUGCACAAUGCGGGUAACGAUGCUCGUUAUACGCUGGAAGCACUGAUUCGAAUUGCCCUGGUAUCAGCUGGCAAGGUGCAAAGCCCCAAAAUCGAUGCGAAGACCGACCAGAAGGUGGUGGAGGAGGCCGAAGCUCCUGACACUAAAGAGUGAGAGACGCCAGAAUCAAGCGCGCAACUGCACUAGUGAACCCUAGAUAGCUUUGAUAAGCUUAAAUUUAAGGUACACAAUCAAAGUUGUGUCUGCUCAUCCCACUGACGCCAUA